AUGAAAUAAUAGUUAAGCUUAUUGAACCUGACGUGCAAUUAAUCUAAAACCAAGGCUAGUAUUAUACACAAAGCCCAAGAUUUAAAAAAGAAGACCAGCAGUUUUGAUGUUUUGGGAAAAAGCCCAUACAAAAGCAAUUUCAAUCGAUAAAACUCAAGACAUCUUCUCAAAGAGUAUCAACCGAUAACAAGUAGAGUUAAUUAGAGGUAAAGCAUUAAAUCACCUCCUGAAUCAACAAAGGCCAGCAAACCUAUCAGUCUGAGUAAUAACAGUACAAAUUUAUCAUCUAUCAUAGAUGAAUUAAAAUAAUUCGACUCCUAAAAACGAGCAAUUCAAAAGUCCUAUUAAUACUAAUUGAAGGCCCUGUUAGGCAGUGAGUAAGAAAAACAUGCACUCCUCGAUUAAACCAAAAGUAUUAAGGGAAAUAUAUAUAUUUUAGGAAUAAACACACAAAUAAAUUCCAACACUUUACCUCAGUCUCCCAAACAAAACAUCAAAACUAGUCCAGAUGUUAAAUAUAGUAAAGUAGAAAACUCAAAAAGCAAAGCUUCUUUCUAAAAUACAAAUUUGAGUGUUUCAGAUAAAAUACUUUAAUUAGAGAAAAAUAAAUAGAAAAUAAUCUCCUUGUAACUCAAACUGGCAAAGAAUAUUAAACCAAGACCCCAAAAAUCAUCAUUCCCUGUAAUCUCCUUUGUGGAAAAAUCAGAAUCCCACAAUUUCUAAUAGAACACAAAACCACAGUUACCCUAAUCAGCCUUGGUUGUCCUGUAGAGUUAUUCUGAUCUUUUGAAUGACUUCGAAAAGAAAGAGAUCAUCGAUUACGAAACCAUUUAUUAUUUGGCUCCAAGACAGAUGAGUUAGAGUCAAAAAGACACUGUGAAUACUUAAUACAACAAUGGAUUUGAUACACAAGAGUAUAUUCUAUUUAAUUAAUAUGUCUAGUGGAGAUUACAUAUUCACGAAAUAAGAUUAAAUAGCAUACCGAUAUGAGAUGUUGGAGAAACUGGGACAUGGAAGUUUUGGGUAUGUGUUUAAAGUUGCGGAUCAUAAACAUAAUCAACAAGUUGCUCUGAAGAUUAUUAAGAACAAAGAAAAAUUCUAUAAGUAGGCUCUAAUCGAAAUAGAAAUCCUCAGGAUAGUAAACAAAGCAGAUGUCUCUUGUUGUCUGAUCAAGAUGUUGAACUAUUUCGAAUUUCGCGGUCAUAUUGUAAGUCCGAUGUAUUAAUUUAGGAAGUGCAUGGUCUUCGAGCUUUUAAGUUGUAAUCUCUAUGAAUUCAUUGCCAUAAAUGAUUUCAUUGGCUUCGAUCUCGAUUUAAUCAGAAGAUUUGCAAUAUAAAUCCUUCAAGGUCUUCUUUACUUAAAGGAAUGCAACAUCAUCCAUUGUGAUCUGAAGCCAGAAAACAUACUCCUGAAAGAUAUCAACAGAUCUGGCAUACGAAUUAUAGACUUCGGAUCCAGUUGUUUCACCAAUCAAAAGAUAUACUCCUACAUUCAAGUAAAUUCUUAAAUCAAUAGUUUAUUAGAGUAGAUUUUACAGAGCUCCUGAGAUAGUUCUAGGCCUGGAGUAUUCUACCUAAAUAGAUAUGUGGAGUUUCGGAUGCAUAAUUGCAGAACUCUUUACUGGCGAAUCCUUAUUUUAAUCCAAAUCAGAAAAGGAAUUGUUAUUCCUAUAAAUCAAAGUUAUAGGCAUGCCUCCAAAAGAUUUGAUUGAAUAAGGAUCUAGAAAAUCUAAAUUUUUUGAUGAUAAAUGUUAACUCAACUAUAAAAUAAAGGAUGGAGAUUUAUUAUAGUAAAUUAAAACACUUAAUUAACACUUACAAAAAGCAGAUCCCCAAUAUCAAGAUGUAAUUAUGAUCCAUAUAAAUAAGUUUGUCACUAAAUGUCUGAGAUGGAAUCCAAAUUAGAGAAUGACACCUGAAGAAGCUUUGAUCCAUCCAUGGAUAAUAAAUGGACUACCUGGGACAGUCAGAAAAUAGCAUAUUUAAUAAAUGAAAAAUUUUAUGGUUAUACCUGAGGACUUAGAUUUUAAAUAAGGUCAAGGUGAAUAGUAAAGUGAAUUUUAAUGA
This is a messenger RNA of Paramecium octaurelia, 2066 nucleotides long. NCBI's taxonomy places the organism in Eukaryota, Ciliophora, Oligohymenophorea, Peniculida, Parameciidae. The record is from the annotation of a GenBank genome assembly.